AAUUAAAUAUAUAUGUUUCUUUUGAAGUGCAGUGACGCUGGGGGGCGAACUGACCUUGACGUCUGGCUGAGUUGGUUAUUUCGGGUGUGACGGUGCUAACUAACGCUCUUUCGCUUAUGUGCUCAGCUUUAGCACACACAGCCACGAGCUAUACGCCUCAUAGAUUACUUCGAGCGUUGACAUUACCGGUCUUUAAAUGCCGAAACGAAGAGCUCCUGAGUCAUUUGUGAACUGGUAAUUUUUAGGGAAGUUAGCCACCACUACGAAGCUAUACAGUGGUGUCACAGCUCUCAGCUGCAGCCAGUCUCAUUGUUUUGGUUUGUCUUUUUAGCUAUAGUUUACGUUUCAUCUCGUUGACUUGGAAUGACGAUGCGUUAAGUGUGUCCCUCUCUCCCACAGGUGAGGCUGUUGUUUUAGGUGGCAGUAAAGUGUCGUGAGACCAUGUUGGUACAUCUAUUCAGGCUCCAUGGCCUGCUGGUGGCCUCCCACCCAUGGGAGGUAAUAGUGGGCACCCUCGCACUCACCGUCUGCCUCGUGUCUAUGAACAGCCUGGCAACUAGCAGCCAGAUGUGCACCUGGAAUGAGUGCCCCAAAGUUGAAGAGAAAAUCCACAGCAGUGACAUAAUCAUCCUAACGAUCACUCGCUGCAUGGCCAUCGUUUACAUCUAUUUCCAGUUCAAGAAUCUCAGACAACUGGGUUCCAAAUACAUUCUGGGUAUCGCAGGGUUAUUUACAGUAUUUUCCAGCUUUGUUUUCAGUACAGUUGUCAUCCACUUCUUUGGCAAAGAGCUGACAGGCCUAAAUGAAGCCCUGCCAUUCUUUCUACUGCUCAUUGACCUAUCCAAAGCCUGUGCAUUGGCCAAAUUUGCCCUCAGCUCAAACUCUCAGGAGGAGGUAAGGGACAAUAUUUCCCAGGGCAUGGCCAUCCUGGGCCCCACGUUCACCCUGGACGCUCUGGUUGAGUGUCUGGUCAUUGGGAUUGGCACCAUGUCAGGGGUGCCACAAUUGGAGAUCAUGUGCUGUUUUGGCUGUAUGUCUGUCUUGGCCAAUUAUUUCGUCUUCAUGACUUUCUUCCCAGCAUGUGUCUCAUUAGUCCUUGAGCUUUCCAGGGAAAGCCGCGAGGGUCGUCCAGUCUGGCAGCUAAGCCAGUUUGCCCAUGUGCUGGCUGAAGAAGAGGACAAAAAGCCAAACCCUGUUACUCAAAGGGUUAAAAUCAUCAUGUCUCUGGGUCUAGCCUUGGUCCAUGCUCAUACCCGUCUAGCAGCUGAAUAUCCAGGUCACAAUCGAACAGUGGAGGGGCCCAUUGCCAAGAUACUGGAGACUGAUGGUACUACAUGGCCUCUGAAGCUCAACAGUAUCGACUUGGAGCAGGUCAUAACCCUCGGCCUUGCCCUGCUCCUGGCCGUCAAGUACGUCUUCUUUGAGCAAACGGAGACAGAGUCUUCCUUGUCCCUCAAGAGUCCCAUAAUCAGCUCCCCUCAAACCCAGAAGCCCUGGGGAGUAGGGGACUGCUGCAGGAGGGACCUCCCAGUGCAGAAACUUCAGAAGACCACGAAUGUUAUCUUGGCAACCAACUCAACGUCUGCAGCUGUCUCAGAGUCUAAACCCUCCCCCGAGGCGGCCGCGGACAUCAGAGUCAUGACAGAAGUAACUCCAGCAGUCUCAGUUGAAAAUGGCCCGUCGUGUUUUGAGGAGUCUGGCGCUCUCACGCCGUCUGUUCCUCUAAGCAACUCCAGUUCAGAGCCGCGGACAGCGGGGGAAUGUAUGACCAUCCUCAUGGAUCCCCAGAGAGGUGCUCGUUUCCUCAGCAACGCAGAAGUGAUAAACCUGGUCACCUCGCGCACCAUCCCAAGCUAUAAAGUGGACGUUUUAUUAGAGACUCCAGAGAGGGGCGUGGCCAUCAGGAGGGAAAUGUUGUCUCCAAAGCUGCCCGUCUCCUCUGCUUUGGCUUGUCUGCCUUACAAGGACUACGACUAUUCUAAGGUGUUGGGUACUUGCUGUGAGAAUGUCAUCGGGUACAUGCCGGUGCCAGUAGGAGUGGCUGGUCCUCUUCUGUUGGAUGAGAAGCAGUUCCACAUUCCGAUGGCGACCACAGAGGGCUGCCUGGUCGCCAGCACUAACAGAGGAUGCAGAGCAAUUUCUCUGAGUGGGGGCUGCCACAGCAGAAUCCUCGCUGACGGUAUGACCCGAGGUCCUGUGGUGAGGCUGCCGUCGGCGUGCCGGGCCGCAGAGGUCAAAGUCUGGCUCGAGACCUUGGAUGGGUUCAGUGCAAUCAAAGAGGUCUUUGAUCAGACCAGCAGGUUUGCUCGUCUGGAGAAGCUGAUGGUGAGCAUAGCUGGGAGGAACCUGUACAUUCGCUUGCAGUCUCAGACGGGAGACGCCAUGGGCAUGAACAUGCUGUCAAAGGGAACUGAACAGGCGUUGCAUCGACUCAAGCAGCAGUUUCCAGACACGGAGCUGCUGUCGGUCAGCGGCAACUUCUGCACCGACAAAAAGUCCGCUGCCAUAAACUGGAUUCUGGGCCGCGGCAAGGCUGCGGUCUGUGAGGCCACCAUCGCGGCAGAAGUGGUCAGAGAGGUGCUGAAGAGCAGUACAGCUGCUCUGGUGGAGCUGAACAUCAAUAAAAACCUGGUGGGCUCGGCCAUUGCUGGAAGUAUAGGAGGCUUUAACGCUCACGCAGCCAACAUCGUAGCAGCCAUUUACAUCGCCUGUGGACAGGAUCCUGCUCAGACAGUGGGGAGCUCCAACUGCAUCACUCAGAUGGAGCCUGCUGGUCCACAUGGAGAAGAUCUGUACAUCAGCUGCACCAUGCCCUCCAUAGAGCUGGGUACAGUGGGUGGAGGCACCAACCUGCUGCCACAGCAGGCCUGUCUACAGAUGCUCGGUGUCCAGGGUAGCAGGCCAGACCAGCCCUGCGAGAAUGCCCGUCAGCUGGCCCGCGUCGUUUGUGGCACCGUCCUGGCAGGGGAGCUCUCUCUGAUGGCGGCUCUAGCUGCCGGACACCUAGUCAAGAGUCACAUGACCCACAACCGAUCUAGAACAAACUUGUCAGAAGCAUCUCAAAACGGAGACGUCAAACAAUGAAGUGGCGUCCGUCCUCGGGGUGAGUUGGUGAAAGUCGCGGACACAGGUGCAGGACGUCACCGUGACCACUGACGGGGUCUACUUGUGGAAGACGGUUAACCAGACCAAUUUCUUUUUCAGCAGACGCUCAGUACGUUUACAUGUACGGUUGGACAACUGUCCUUGUCCCAGUGCAAAAGCUCUAAAGGGGAAUUAGCUGGUUGGACGUGGUGUGUCCACCUCUGCUCCACUAGAGGGCGAAAAAAUGUUCCGUCCAUGUUUUUGUCAUGGUUGUGUUUAAGCCGGGAACUGUGACUCCGGUUUGCAGCAGCAGCUGGACUCGCAGUCUCAUCACCUGCACGUGUCAUUACGACAGUGGGACUUACAUGUAUUUUUAUUAGCGAGGUUUUAGUCGGAAUCCAACUGUCCUGUAAACGUACUGUCCGUGUGUUGACGUGGUGCGUCUCCCUGACGAGUUGUUGUUAUUUAUUUACUUGUGCCAUACGUCUGCAACAUUUUAAAUUGCCUUUAGUGUUUUAACACGGUUGGAGUCACGACGAGAGUUUCGGUGAACCUAUGCUACGUCCACAUUACUGCAUCUGCUACAGUGCCAUAUGUUUGGACAUCUGGACAUGCCAAAAAGAAUGUUGUUCUUUAUUUUUGUAGUAAGCUUUUGCUGUGGCUGUAAAAGCUAGGAAUGGGCAAUGCUAAAUUAACUGGAAAGUAUUUGUAUCGCAGUGUGUUGAGCUUAGAGGAGGAGCUUCAUGAUGCAUUCACUGAAGCCUGUCAAAGUAAGACAUUUUCUUUAGCCAGAAAGAUCAUGAAUAGUUGCAUAAAAGAUUUUUGCCCAUGAUGGUGGUGAAAGAUAACGUCUCUGUAAAGCAAGGCCCUGGGGUAAAGUGCAUAUAAAAGCCAUAUUCUAAGAGUAUGAAACCUGAACUAUUGUAAUUUUAAAAAAUUAUACACCUUUAUUAAUCAUUAUAGGUAGCAUAUUUAGUAAAUGUCACACACUGGACCUUAAAAACACACUUACUUCUUUGCUGCCCAUUGUCGUUCUAAAACGCAGCAUCCGACUCCUCCUGUUCCUGUUUGCACUGUUGUGGUCACUGACUGGUCACAUGAUGUCUGUUUUCAGGUUUCUUAGCUUGGACACAGGUUGUCUUGUUUUGAAAAAAGAAAAAAAAGAAAAGCAAAUGCAGUCGUGUGGAUGUAGCCUAAGUCGAUGUUUCCCAACCUUGGUCCGCAGGUAACUCUGAGGACCAACACACCUGAUUGAGACGGUCAGCUCGUCAACAAGCUCUGCAGAAGCCUGAUGACGAGCUGUUCAUCUGGAUCAGGUGUGUUGGUUCUCAGUGUUCCCUGAGGACCAGGGCUGGGAAGCACUGGUCUAAGUCUUUGACGAGUACCCGGCAAAGGCCUCUGAAGAGUCAGAAUUUAAAAUGUUGUGAAAUCUUCAUUUCCAAAAAAGGAAAAGAGCUAUUGUUUUUGUUUUUUAAUUCCAUAAUGCUGUUGCUUAAAUGCCAACCCUCCGUCUCAGUGUUGUUAAUCACCUCUUGCACAAUCCUUCUUGUGUGAACUGAAGGACUCUUCUCUUAGAGGCAGGUUGCUUCUUUUUCCUUUUGUCGCUGAGGUUUAUGGGAAAACUAAAGCCAUACAAAUUAAUUUAUUGAACUUUUACAUCUGAGAUGGAUGUGACCGAGUGUGAGUGUAGAAGGUCGCAACAGGAAGUGCAGAUUCUUCCACAGUGGAAGCUCAGAAGUGGCCUUACUCACAGCGGUGUCUCAGACGUUGAGCCUUAGCAUGUGCUAGUUAGAAUAAUCAAUUUUCAAAUGUUCAUGUCAAAAUAUUGUACAGUGUGUUAUUUAAGACAUAAACAAAAUGAUUCCUUGAAA
Molecule: messenger RNA, 4955 nt
Organism: Solea senegalensis (Senegalese sole)
Lineage: Eukaryota; Metazoa; Chordata; Actinopteri; Pleuronectiformes; Soleidae
Product: 3-hydroxy-3-methylglutaryl-coenzyme A reductase-like
Exons: 19
Coding region: 442-3084 (880 amino acids)
Biological process (GO): isoprenoid biosynthetic process; coenzyme A metabolic process; sterol biosynthetic process
Cellular component (GO): endoplasmic reticulum membrane; peroxisomal membrane
Molecular function (GO): hydroxymethylglutaryl-CoA reductase (NADPH) activity; NADP binding; protein binding
Source: RefSeq, a predicted model, not a curated record